This is a messenger RNA of Botrytis sinoallii, 835 nucleotides long. RefSeq lists its product as uncharacterized. Bases 121 to 477 code for a protein of 118 amino acids. The record is from RefSeq and is a predicted model, not a curated record. NCBI's taxonomy places the organism in Eukaryota, Fungi, Ascomycota, Leotiomycetes, Helotiales, Sclerotiniaceae. The transcript has 3 exons.
UAACGACUUCAGCUGGUCUGGGAUUCACAGAACGUUAACGAAAUCACGAUAUAAAAAGAUAGUAAAUACCCUCUUACCAUAUUCAAUUCGCGUCAAGCAAAAAUACAAAUCAACUUCAACAUGCCAGAUCAAGCAUCCAUAAACCGAUCUCUCAAUACCAUUCGAACUGAGCUCGAAUACUUGCAACAGAGUGGUGCUGUUGCUCCAGCUCAAUUUCAAUCAAUUAUGGCACAACUUCCUCAAGGAAAUGGUCAACCAUCCCAAUACAUAGAUCCUCGAUAUAAUCCCAACGGUGGUUUUAACCCAAGUAAAAUAAGCCAAGAAGCUCAAGAUCCGGGUCAUCCCGCACAUCCUCAAAAUCCUAAGCAUCACGAAUGGGCAAAGAAGAUGGCUACUAAGUUUGGUAAUGCAGCGGUUUUCGGUGCAGGAGCGACGUUUGGUGGGGAUUUGGUUAAUGAUGUUAUGAGAAAGUUUUGAAGCUCGGGAUUAAUUGCUUAGAGUCAUAGAAUAAUGGUAGUUGACGGAUGAGUUGAAGUGAAGUAAGAUGGUUGGGUGAUCUUAGAAAGUCUUCAUUUCCCAAAAUUCAUGUAAAUGCACUUGAUAACACCAAGUGGUCAAAUUUUGCAUCGCUAAUCCAAAUUACCAAGCUUCUUCCAAUGGAAACAGCUCUGUUAUCUCACAAUGAGCUGCUUGACUUGGAUUCGAGUCAACGGCAUGCAAUUUUGUACAUAGUAUCUGGUUACCGCUCUCAAAAAAGAAACUGGUUCGUGCCGGCCCCGUCAUUGCAAUCCUAUGGGUAACAAAAAGGGGCAAUGGCAGUUUUCAUACUGCAACA